GUGGUAACAAUCGUUCGCCAGUUCAAUCCACCAGUAGAACCCGUUUGGGGCGUCAUAAAGCUUGUGACCGGUGUCGGACUCGUCAUAUACGAUGCAAAGGAGGCUCAGGUGGCAAUUCUUGCCAUGGUUGCCGGCGGGCAAAUGAGCCAUGCACAAGCUGCAAGGAUAGCAUGUUCCGCUUUGUUGAGUACACCUCUGCAGAGAACGAUUCGGGGGAUCAUCAAAUCCAGCCUAGCCUUCCGGCAAGCAACAUUACUUUUAUUAGCGAGAACAAUGCAGACUUUGACAACAAUGGUCAAUCCAACAGCAGGCCAGCGGAACAUAGCGACUAUCAGCAGUCGUUCCAAUAUUCUCCUUCACAGGUACCGACAUCAUACCCCGUCGGGUCACAAUCUCUCCUUUCGCCCUUAAAAAGUGAAUAUGAGGCGUCUCUUUUCAAAUACUUCAUGACGUCCCUCUCUCCUUGGUUUGACUACUGCGACCCGAAGCGGCAUUUUUAUACAUACAUCGCCAGCUCUGCGUCUAGUAAUCCUAUCCUUUUGUAUGCCGUCCUAACAGUGGCUGCUAGACAUCAGCGAUCGCAUUCAGAGCGCGAGCAAUCUAUUGCGGAUGAAUACCAACAAUACUGUCUUGAAUCAUUGAUAUCCGCCCUUGAUGACUCUCAGAAGACAUUAGAUGAGUCACUUUUUGCAUCGGCAGUAAUUCUUCGUCUCUCUGAAGAAAUGACAGAGCCUUCUCCCAGGGAAGUCGUAGACUCCCACACCCUAUCUGCCCAUAUCCUUGUUCGAAUCAAAGAAGGAAAUAUCUGCACAUCAAGCUUCACAGAUGCAGCCUUGAUCGUGGUCUUGCGACAAGAGAUCUUCGUCGCUAACUUGACACAACGGCCGGUGGGGUCUUUCACUGAUCACUGCAAUAUCGACACGUCACUGGGUCCGACUUCUGAAUCAAUGUGGACGUACCGGAUCAUCGCCCACGCGGCCAAGAUAACCGACUUUGUGUAUGGGGACGUCAUGUUCAGGACCAAGGAUCGCUGGAACGAUCUUAUGCAGUACGUCCAGGGCUGGGAAGACAGCAGGCCGAAUUCCUUCAUGCCGAUUUAUAGCGAAACGAAGAAUCCACCAUCUAGUUGCUUCCCUAAGAUCUGGUAUUGUAACGACUGUCACGUCGCGGCCCGUCUGUAUUUGGAACUAUGCCGCAUCCUCCUCUUGGCGUCUGAUCCAGAUGCCACAGCACUUCGAAUUGGGCGAUUGCGUCGUAUGCAAGAUAAUGAUGACAAGAUACGGGAGUGCGUUCGAGUCAUAUGUGGGGUUGCUCUCACAAAUCCUGAGUUCCAUACUACCCGAUCUAUUGCAGGCUUGGCGAUUGGGUUAUGCGGCGAACUAUUCCAUGACCCGAGGGAAACAAAGGUUCUCUUGGAUUUGUUAUCCGCCGCAGAAUUACAUCUCGGGUGGCCUUGUUUGAAGUUGAAGGAAGAUUUGCGGAGGUUUUGGAGGCUACCCGUGGUUGAAUCCUAACAUUUGCUGUGCAUGGAGUGCGAGAUCUCACUACGUAUCGGCUAGAGCUGAUCUUCUAUCUAGUAGGGCUUCUAUCGCCCUGGCUCGGGUCUUUAUAGAUGACUGAACAUAUAACUUUCAAUUCACUCUGGAUGAGGAAUAUUAGGGAGUUUUC
Aspergillus pseudonomiae is the source of this 1668-nucleotide messenger RNA. RefSeq lists its product as uncharacterized. The coding region runs from base 171 to 1514 and encodes 447 amino acids. The transcript has 5 exons. Gene Ontology annotation, molecular function: DNA-binding transcription factor activity; transcription cis-regulatory region binding. NCBI's taxonomy places the organism in Eukaryota, Fungi, Ascomycota, Eurotiomycetes, Eurotiales, Aspergillaceae. Gene Ontology annotation, biological process: positive regulation of transcription by RNA polymerase II. The record is from RefSeq and is a predicted model, not a curated record. Gene Ontology annotation, cellular component: nucleus.